ACAGACUAAUCUAUACACAUGGGUGACAAAAAUGAUAGCUGUGUGUGUCGUUCAUGGAGGAGUUGGACCACAUUUCUUCUCUGAAAGGCUUUUCCAGCAGAUCUGUGGGAUACCAACAUCCCUCGCCAAUGUAGAUGAAGUUUGUGACCAUACCUUCAGGCAACAGUUAAUCAAAAUACAGGAAACGACAACGGUCCAAGAGGCAAACAGUGCCAUUGCAGAGGCAGCAGACAGUCUCAGCAUUAUUGGUGCCUUGAGACAUGUCUCCAACCUGAAAGAGAGGGACUCCCUUGUCCAGUCUGCUGCAGACUUUUUUGUCAAUGGAAGGAUGCAGACUGCCCUGGACCAGUUUGUCGAGGGGUUUAGAACCCUAGGAUUACUGGAGGAGCUUAGAGAGAAUCCAGCAGUGUUCCGCAGCAUGUUCGUCAGUGAGGAGAGGCCACUGCAGGCGAAGGACCUCUUCUCUCUAUUUGGAGUUGACUACUCUGUGCAGGGCAGCAACAAAAGAGCCAAAGAAAACAUCACAAUAUGCUACUGGCGUGACUGGCUCAUUGAUAUCGAAGAAGGAGAAUGUAGUCCAAUCACACUUGAGAAGGUACUGGAGUUUACCUCUGGAGCCUCAACAGUGCCUCCACUCGGAUUUCCACACCGUCCACAAAUUCACUUCAUCCACGAAGCCAACAGAGUGUUUCCAGAGGCGAACACCUGCCUCAUAAUCCUCCGCUUGCCCAUACAUAGUGAUUAUGAGGACUUCAGGAAAUACAUGGAGGAGGGCAUUCUGCAGGCCCCUACUUUUGGUGUUGCGUGA
Messenger RNA from Epinephelus fuscoguttatus (brown-marbled grouper), 808 nucleotides. Its product is annotated as G2/M phase-specific E3 ubiquitin-protein ligase-like. The transcript is spliced from 4 exons. NCBI's taxonomy places the organism in Eukaryota, Metazoa, Chordata, Actinopteri, Perciformes, Serranidae. The record is from RefSeq and is a predicted model, not a curated record. Bases 32 to 808 code for a protein of 258 amino acids. Gene Ontology annotation, molecular function: ubiquitin-protein transferase activity.